UGUUUGCUGAACAUUUGUACCGCUGCGGUGCUACUAGUUACAGCUCGUCGAGUUCGUCGCUUAAGACUUUCGUUUCACAGUUUGUUUUGCUAAGUUAAAUACUCUUUUGUGUCUAAACGCUUGUGUGCUAACUUGAUUUUUUCCUCGGUUCAUGAAAACACUGUUUGGACAUUAUUUUUUAAAGCGUUUUUUGUGUGUGUAAUCACUUGACUGUUGGUCAAACGGGCACUUUAAAGCAGAAAAUCCGAUUUUAAACGAGUGAACUAAAAAAAAAGAAUGCCAGAAAUCUUUAAAAGUAAUUUAAAAACAUAGAAAAAGAUUUAAACGGGCAUUGUGUGUAAAUGUUGAUGCUACCGACAAACUUAUAUAUAAAGAGACUAGCUGUUUGAGGUGGAUGUGGCAAGCGUAACGCCGUUGCGGCAUUGCACGCGAAGUGAAGUAACCGACCAACACAAAGGUGGAGGCUUAAGCUUGAAAAGAAGUCAAGAACAGUUAGUUGACACUAAUACGGCUUGUCGCUGAAUUUAUUAUUUUAUUUUCAUUUUUUGUUUGCCUCGCAGCAGCUGGCAAAAGAAUCAAGCAAGAAGCUAAAGACAAAGAGUUGUGUAAAAGGUGGCUGGAACUGUGAGUUGGGCAGCAGGACUACGGCAGACGUGAUUGAAGUGCAGUAAAUGCGAAAUGCAAGAGGAAUUAGUGGCGCAUGUUAGAUAAAAACGUGUGAACGAAUAAUAUUUUUCUAGAUAUUUGUAGAAUAUAAAAACAUAAGUGAAAAAAAGAAAAUAUUUAAAAAUUUUAUUGAAAAUAACAAGGCUAAUAUUUUUAAAACUACUUGUAAUUGAAGUAGUUGAAAAAAUAUCGUAUGAAUUUUUCCACAAAUAUUACAAAUACAAAUAUUAAGUGCUAAAGUAAUAUUCUACGGAUCCCUAAGCGAAAUUGCAUAACAGAAAGCAACAAUGAGAUCCUCGCGUUUAUCCUCAUUGGCAAUGCUGGUGGCUGCUACAUGCCUCACCAGCUUAUUACAGCUCUGCAGCAGCAACGCCGAAUAUCCUGGCGUUAUCGAGCUAGUCGGCUAUAGUAAUCGGCGCGCACGCACACACUACAUGCCACCAAUUGGCGAUAGUCCCACACUUGCGCCACCACCGUCCAAAAUACAGGCUGAUAUCGAGACGGUGAAAGCGAAUAUCGAAAAAUAUAAUAAACUGCUGACGCUGGAUACGAAAAAUCUGCCAGAAUCGCAAAAGGAUAUGCUGGAGCGCAUAGUGGAGCGUGUGGCACGUCUCAAGGAGUCGCUCGACAUUAAUGAAAGCGAGCAACUGAGAGCUGCUGCGAAGCCAGCGGAUAGUGAGAACAGCAAUAGUGAUGCUGCAGCAGAUAGAACUUUGUAUGCUACCACAGAGGCCGCAACCAACGCUGAGGCCGAGACCGAUCCCACUUUGGUCUUGGAUGAGACUACACUGCUACAGUUGCAGACCUCCAUGAAUGAGUUGGCUGCGGCACAGGCCGCUGUCACUGCACAAACCUCGGUUGCACACGAGUUGCCAACCACCACGGAAUACAAUUACAAUGCUGGCAGCGAUGAGGUCGAACAAACGGAGAGUGCCACAGAUAGCACUGAAAAUGAGGAUACCACUGAAGGUGCGCUGGCAGCCGGCGCUGAUUAUCCCACUACCACAAUUGAUCCGCUCACCGACGCCACCGAUUCCGAUGAUCAAUUCGUUGCAGCACGCUCCAACAACAAUAUAGCAGCAGCUUCAAUCAAAGCCGAACCAGAGGACUUGAAUGGUGGUCUCACCACAAUUGGCAGCCAACGCACGUUGACCACCAGCGGCAAAUUGACAAAGACGCGCGCCACCAAGAGACCCGGUUCUGGCGGUAUUACCAAAACGGGACAUACCUCGAAACGGGGCCAGAAGCCUGGCACCACUGCUAGCCUGCACCGGCAACCGGCCAGCAAUAAGCAGAAAUUGGCCACAACCACCACGCAACCACUGCAGACCUAUCAUCAUCAACAGCAGCCACAACAACAACAAUACGUGCACAAACAGCCACAGCUGCAAUAUCAGAAGCCUCAAACGGCGCAACUGCCGCAGUCCGCUUCCUCGCCCAUGUACCAAGCGCACAAGGUGUCUGCGUUGCCGCCUGCCACACAGUCCACCGAUAAGACUUCAGCUGCCGCUGCCGCCGCCGCUGCUGCUGCCGCUGCGGCCUCCACAGCGUCCAUCGCUUCGCUGCCAUCCACUUACUCCUCCACGCCGAUCRCUACCACCUUGGCCAACAACUAUGGCAAUGCCAAUAAUAAUAAUGACAUGGACUACGAGCCCCAAGUGAAUACGUCGGCGUUAAUUGAUAGCCUGAAUCAUGCACGCGAGGAAUUCUACCAGCAGAAGCAAGGCAUCAGCAACAAGGAUAAGAAACCAUCGGCCACCGCCAAGCCGACUAAGUAUCACUACUAUCCGCACAAUCAACAUAUCUACUUGCUGCCCGAGUGCGCGAUACAGCAGGUCUGCAAUGCGGUCUAUGUGCGUCUGAAUUACACACAGCCAUUAUGCGCCUGUCCAUCAAGAUACCGUGAUCCCUGCUCGGCCAGUCUGAAUGAGGACGAUCAGCAUACAACGAAAUUGGUGGGCGACAGCAAGAAGAAGCAGGCAAUCACUUUGGCGAAGACAUGCGAGGCCACCACCGAGAUGCGUGAGUGCAGCUCACCGAAGGACUGGUCUCUAUUGGCACUGCAGAAUAUACGCACCGGCAAGUCGCACUAUCUAAUCAUCUGCAGGUGUCCCGACCACUUCAAAAUGGAGGGUCCCAUGGCUCACGAUCAACCCAAGUACGCCAGUGUGCCCGGCAUACGUGUCUUCGGCAUGAUGUGCGUCAAGCCCGGCUACUCGGUACGCAAGCCAUCCGCACAGCCACCCAAGCGCUAUCAGCUACAAAAGCCAUUCUACCGUCCCAGCACGCAAAGCAGCAGCGCUUACAUCAACGUACCACAGUAUGGCGCUAAAGACACCUAUGGUCGACCGAGCUCAUCGUCGUAUGCCGCCGCAGCGCAGGCCGCGAGCAGCAGCAGCAAUUACCAUCCGGAAAAUAGCUUUGCAAGCCAACACGGCCAGGCCGGCGGCUAUCAAUACUUAAACCGGCCGGACAGUAGCAGCGGCAUCAGCAACAUUAACCCACAUCAAUCGGCCAUUAAUGUCGGCAACUAUCGACCGGAUACACUCACUUCGAUUAACAACUUCCAAACGGGCAUCUAUGGACGCAACAACGAACGCAAAGGCGAGACACCAAUCGAAGCGGCCAAAGAUGAGGACAAGUCGCUGAAUACCAGCACACAACAGUCGGCAGACACGGCAGCUGCUGCAGCCGGCGGCGGUGGCAUCGAGGAGACAACGUCGAGCCUUGAUUUGGCGGCGGCCACGUCGCAGCAGCAGCAAAACGAAGAGUUGGCACAGUUGCGCGCCAGGCGUUCGGUGAACGAUAUAGCGGCCAACGAUUGGGACGAUGACACACCCGAGUUCCCGUGGGAUCGUGUUAUGGAGUUUCAGCAGACGAUCAUUUGGGAUUGAGGUGAACGGUGAGGACGUGGCGUAUGAGUAAUUCUUUUUUAAUUUUAGUUUAGCAGUGAUCGAGAGCGAUCACUAGUGCAGUGGUAGCAGCAGGAGUAAAAACAAAAACAAAAUUUUAAUUGAUAAAAUCGCAUUUUAUAUAAAUACGAAGGAGUUAAAUAAAA
Bactrocera latifrons is the source of this 3724-nucleotide messenger RNA. RefSeq lists its product as uncharacterized. Gene Ontology annotation, molecular function: RNA polymerase II complex binding. The transcript is spliced from 5 exons. The record is from RefSeq and is a predicted model, not a curated record. NCBI's taxonomy places the organism in Eukaryota, Metazoa, Arthropoda, Insecta, Diptera, Tephritidae. Gene Ontology annotation, cellular component: RNA polymerase II, holoenzyme. Bases 954 to 3560 code for a protein of 868 amino acids. Gene Ontology annotation, biological process: mRNA 3'-end processing.